AUGAGACUCAACUCCCGUGGUAUUCGAGGCACAUUUGUAAGUUUAGUCUAAAACACAACCGGCUUUUAGAUCCAUAAGUGCUAACCUUCUAUAAGCACUGGGGAAUCUUUGUAACUGGAAAAGCUCCAACUGGUGUACUUUAUCACAUCACCAACAAGUCAGGGGGCUGGAAACUCGAAGUUAAAACGAGCAGAGACGUGUAUUCGUCCAUGAGUCUGGUACUCAUCUUCAAGAUCGGGCCCGUGUCUUCAACAUCGACUCUAGACCAGGUACUUCGCGGUUUAAAAUCAGAUGGCUCCCCAUCAGCCAGAACCGGAGAGCCGACAACUUGUAGAGUUUGGGUCAAGGAUGGCUUAUGCGCCCUCCAUGACAAUAAGGUUGUUAAAAUGUCUUCCAGCAUCGGUUAGUUCCCAACAUCACGCUUCUUUAGCGGCAUUUCCUAACUAAUUUCAACUUGAAGAUAAUAUUGAAAGGGAAGCGUUCGCCAUUGGUACCCGCUUGGAACCCGGGGUUGAGCAAGGUGGCCAACCUGAGAUCUCUGAGUGUCAGUCUUAG
Messenger RNA from Hymenoscyphus albidus, 555 nucleotides. The record is from the annotation of a GenBank genome assembly. NCBI's taxonomy places the organism in Eukaryota, Fungi, Ascomycota, Leotiomycetes, Helotiales, Helotiaceae.